UGCCACGUUUGCGCCUCGUCUCAUUAGAACGAAAAUUUUCUCAGCACAUUCGAAUCGGAUUUAAAAAUAAUCGCGAAUGGCAAAACCGAUUAAAUCGGUAAAAUUUUGAGAGAUAUUAUUUUUAUUCAACCAGCCUGAUAAGUAAAACAAGUCCUAAAAUCACAUUUUAAAGUUUCCGGAGAGUAUCGUCGAGAAAAGUAGCGGUCGCUAAAACACACCUCUCGGUUGAAGAAUUGCAAUGGCUUCCGGUUCAAUCGAUUCCGGCUGGAAUACCAAACAGUGCCUAUCGCUCCCAUGCAAAACCAAAGCGGAGCGGAAGGAAUUUACGGAUGACGCAUCGUGCCCGAUCGUCCCCGAUGAAGCCACCAAGCAAAAGAUCAAACUCCGUCACCAUGUUGGUAUCUUCCGGGGCGACAAGCGGCGGGACUAUAGCAAAUGGCGAAACCGUUUGCUGUCGCACCUGGAACGGCUCGGCUUAACGUUUACGUUGCAGCGGACGCCGCCGGAAGAGCCGUGUCCUGCCGGACUCGAUCAGGUUGAACGUGAGGCCUGGUAUCAGACUCGCUGCGAACACGACUGUGAUGCCAUCGAGGAGUUCUGUAUGUCGGUGGAGGGGGAGGCCCUGGAGAAGAUUGGACACUGUACAUACGCUAAGGAGGUGCUGAAUGCGUUGGAUGAGUGUUAUCUCAAGAGUGUUCAUUGGAAGCACCAAGGUAAUAGAAAAGUUAAAUGAGGGAAUAGGGACAAAAAGUGAAAUCAGCUGCUAAUUUGGAAUCAUUCUUGUUGAUUUUUAUUGUAAUUUUGAAACUUUUUUUUACGAAACUUGAAUUGAGUUUUCUUUGUAAUUAUUUUUAUCUUGUUAAACGUUUUAUAACUACUAAAUAAACAAUGAAUAUAUUUGUUGAACGUUUUAUUGUCCAUAA
Armigeres subalbatus is the source of this 923-nucleotide messenger RNA. RefSeq lists its product as uncharacterized. The record is from RefSeq and is a predicted model, not a curated record. The transcript has 2 exons. NCBI's taxonomy places the organism in Eukaryota, Metazoa, Arthropoda, Insecta, Diptera, Culicidae. Bases 239 to 733 code for a protein of 164 amino acids.